AUGACCAACGAUUGCUCAACUUUGGGCAACGCCACUCCCAUUGACGAGUCUGUAGUUAAAAGCAAGAAACGAUGGGACGUCCAGCCGUCUGCUUUUUCCAAACUUUGCUCGAACCCGAUUCGGGAAAUUGUUGAUAACAUCAAGAAACCUGCAACUUCCACCAAGAAGUUGAUCCCGCUGUCGCUUGGUGACCCGACGGUAUUUGGCAAUUUGCACUGCCCGGAUGUACUGGUCGAGGCAAUUGUCCGUAACACUCGAUCGAUGCAACACAAUGGCUACAUUCACUCGGCUGGUUCCGAGGCAGCACGUACUGCUAUCGCCGAGCACUUUGGUAAACCAGAAGCCCCAUUAACGAUGGACGAUGUCAUCAUCACUAGCGGGUGCUCCGGAGCAAUUGAGAUUGCUCUCCAGGGUUUGUUGAACCCUGGGGACAAUAUCCUCCUUCCAACCCCGGGGUUCCCAUUGUAUCGAGCACUUUGUGCAGCGUACAAGAUCGAGUGCAGGUUCUAUACCCUCAAACCGGAGAGUAACUGGGAAGUGGAUCUGGAGCACAUGCAAGCCUUGGUUGAUGAUCAAACCAAGGCUAUUUUGGUGAACAACCCUUCGAACCCGUGUGGCAGUGUCUUCUCAAAGUCCCAUUCGGAAAAGAUUCUGGAGAUAGCGGAGCUGAACAAGAUCCCCAUCAUCACGGAUGAAAUCUAUGGUGACAUGGUGUUUGGCCACAACUCGUUCUUUCCCAUGGCGACACUGACGACAACAGUCCCGGUAGUUGCUGUGGGGGGUUUAGCAAAGCAGUUUUUGAUCCCUGGUUGGCGGGUCGGCUGGAUCACGGUGCACGAUCGCAACAACGUGUUGGACGACGUGCGUACCGCUUACUUCAAGUUGUCGCAAAACAUUCUCGGGGCAAACUCACUCGUUCAGAGUGCGAUUCCAGAUCUACUUACACCUGUUCCUGGAAGUGUCGAAGAACAGUCGUUGGCAGCAUUCAAGAAGCGCUUUUUCGCGACUUUGCAUGACAAUGCCAAGUAUACGAUCGACGCGCUCUCGAAGAUACCGGGCCUGGAGGUGGUCGUCCCUCAGGGUGCGAUGUACGCCAUGGUAAAGAUACAAACUGACGUUUUGACCAAGAUCAAAGACGAUCUCGACUUUACGCAGAAACUGUUGGAUGAAGAAUCCGUGUUUGUGUUACCCGGACAGUGCUUUGGGAUGACUGCUUACUUUCGCAUUGUGUUCUCAGCACCCCAUGAAGUGCUGGCCGACGCUUACACUCGCCUCGAAGAUUUCUGCCAUCGUCAUCAGUGA
This is a messenger RNA of Peronospora matthiolae, 1302 nucleotides long. Lineage: Eukaryota; Oomycota; Peronosporomycetes; Peronosporales; Peronosporaceae. The record is from the annotation of a GenBank genome assembly.